Molecule: messenger RNA, 712 nt
Organism: Annulohypoxylon truncatum
Lineage: Eukaryota; Fungi; Ascomycota; Sordariomycetes; Xylariales; Hypoxylaceae
Exons: 1
Coding region: 35-556 (173 amino acids)
Molecular function (GO): hydrolase activity
Source: RefSeq, a predicted model, not a curated record
AUCGCGGGUUAUUUAUCUAUUUGAAGCAGCCGCCAUGAGUCGUAAGAUUAAUUGCGGUAAGUCACACGGGCAUUUUGGCCAAUAUGGGGCUGCCGGAUUGCUCAUCCAUCGGUAUCGCGACACGGGCGAGGUAGAGAUCCUACUCUGCAGGCGGGCGCGACAUACCGAUGAUGAGGGGUUAUGGGGUACGAUAGGAGGUGCGAUAAUACCGGGAGAAACGGUGCAUGAGUGCGCAUUGCGGGAAGUUGAGGAAGAAAUUGGGAUCAAAGCCGGCGAUAUUUGCAUACCCACAGCUCAGACGACUGAUGACCACGGUACGUGGAAAUAUACUACCAUCUUUGCUACGCCGGCGGAGGGCUUGCAGAUUCCUGAUCUAACUCUCAACCGUGCCGAGUUGUCUGAGGUGUCUUGGAUCUCGCGUCAGGAAUUACAGAAUUACAUUCUCCACCCGGCGUUUGAAAAUUGGAUUUAUGAUUUAUUAGAUAUCUUGCUACCACCGGAUAUAGACCCUCAGACUAGGAGCAUAGUUAGGCCAUCAAAGCUAAAGAAGAGAUAAGGAGAGAUGAGGUACCACCUACGGGUUAGGGGUACCUAUUCAAAUGUUGGUCGAUUACGUAACCACCAUACCCCUGAAAAUUAAAGGGGUUGAUAGUAUUAUGGAAGUAUACAGAAACAUUUCCAUCUUUCUUUUUUUAUAAACAUCCGCCUAGUC